Molecule: messenger RNA, 1574 nt
Organism: Arachis stenosperma
Lineage: Eukaryota; Viridiplantae; Streptophyta; Magnoliopsida; Fabales; Fabaceae
Product: actin-related protein 7-like
Exons: 7
Coding region: 183-1268 (361 amino acids)
Biological process (GO): anatomical structure morphogenesis
Cellular component (GO): nucleus
Source: RefSeq, a predicted model, not a curated record
UCAUAAAGUCGCAGAUUUCAAAUAUACGCCCGCUAAUUCCAUUACUCCAACUCUUCUUCUUGUUUGUUCUCUUCAGCUGCAACUUACUCACCUGCUACAACUCAAUCCAGUUCUACUGCUACAUCUCCUUUCAUAAAAUCGAAAACUAGGGUUAGGGUUUUCAUUUUCGGUACUAGACGGUCAUGGAGGCCGCAGUGAUCGAUGCCGGCUCAAUGCUCCUCAAGGCCGGUUUCGCAGUUCCCGAUCAACCUCCUGCAUUGAUAAUUCCCACACAGAUGAAGCGAAUGCUUGAUGAUGGGUCAGGAAAUGAUAAUCCAGCAAUAGAUGACUUUGCGGUUGAUCCGGUGGUGAGAGGUUUUGUAAGUGAUUGGGAUGCCAUGGAGGAUUUGUUGCAUUAUGUAUUGUACACUGGGCUUGGAUGGGAAAUGGGAAAUGAAGGCCAGAUACUAUUUACGGAUCCACUUUGUACCCCAAAGGCUAACAAAGAACAGUUAGUGCAACUAAUGUUUGAAACAUUCAACAUAUCAGGGUUUUAUGCAUCGGAACAGGCAGUGUUGUCGCUAUAUGCUGUGGGACGUAUCUCUGGAUGCACAGUUGAUAUUGGUCAUGGAAAAAUAGAUAUUGCACCAGUAAUUGAAGGUGCUGUUAACCACAUUGCCUCAAGAAGAUUUGAGUUUGGAGGUACUGAUCUGACCAAUUUCCUGGCACAAGAACUUGGCAAAUCCAAUCCACUAGUCAAUAUCAGCUUGUCUGAUGUUGAGAAAAUAAAACAACAAUACUCGUGUUGUGCUGAAGAUGAAUUAGCUUAUCAGAAGACCCGGAAUUCUUGCCCUGAGGAGAAACAUACCCUUCCUGAUGGACAGGUGAUAACAAUUGGAAGAGAAAGAUAUACUGUUGGUGAAGCUUUAUUCCAGCCAUGUCUAUUGGGUUUGGAGGCUCAUGGCAUUGUUGACCAGCUUGUUCGAACUAUUUCAACUGUGUCAUCUGAUAAUCAUCGGCAACUCCUGGAAAAUACUGUGGUCUGUGGUGGCACUUCUUCUAUGACUGGGUUUGAAGAGAGAUUUCAGAAGGAAUCUAGCUUGAGUUCAUCUGCUAUUCGACCUAUGCUGGUUAAGCCUCCGGAAUACAUGCCAGAAAAUUUAACCAUGUAUUCUGCAUGGGUGGGAGGGGCCAUACUAGCCAAAGUAGUUUUUCCUCAAAAUCAGCAUGUAACUAAGGCAGACUAUGACGAAACUGGACCUUCGGUGGUUCAUCGGAAAUGCUUCUAACAGAAUUCAUCUGCACGAUUUCUUCAAAUCGCCAGUUCCUAAGCACUUUUAUUAGAGCAUGUGGUAGGCCUCGAUUAACUUUAUAUUCUAAAUGCUUGUUUUAGUAGAUGUCUAGCUGUUUUUGCGAUUUAAAAUAUUUUGGUGGAUCUCCAUUAACUUAAUCCAAUCAAUGUUUCCUUCCACCAAUGUCCAUGGUUGAUGCUUUUGGUAGAAAUUUCUUAGAGAGAAAAUCAUGUAAACACGUAUGUCUGUGGCAAUAGCAGGUUGCUUAUCUUUGUAAUGAGUAAGCCCGAAAAGGGAUUGUUC